AUGAUAUGUGUGUGCCUUUCGCUUGAAUUCAGACAUGGACUAGAUCUCUUUGAUAUAAGAUUGUUGAUGAAUGGAGGUCAUGGAUUUCUAAUCAUCAAGUACUUGCAAGGAUAUGACUACAACUUCACCCUUCUAACCAUAAAGGGUGCAGGAUAUACAGUCCCAGAAUACAAGCUACAGGCAGAUGAUGAUGAAGAUGCCUUGGAGGAGGAAGAGCAGGAGCUUCCAUUUUCAGCUACAAGAGGCAAUUGUCUGCUUCUUUUACCCCCCCUUCAUGAUGCCAUUGCUUCCUUUAAUCAUGUAAUUCAUAUGAAUCCUCUGCCUUCUAGGGUUCAUUUUAAUAGAUUCUUAUCUGCCCUCCUGAAAAUGAAACAAUAUCACACUGUCCUUUCCAUGUCCAAAACAAUUGAAUUGGUCGGAAUCUCUCACGAUGUUUAUUCUCUUAGCAUCUUAAUUAAUUGCUUCUGCCACUUACAUCUUGUGGAUUUUGGCUUCUCUGUUUUUGGUAAGAUGCUCAAAUUCGGAUUGGAGCCUACCACUGUGACAUUUAAUAGCUUAAUUAAUGGGCUUUGUAUGGAGCGUAAAAUCAAUAAAGCUGUGGAAUUUUUUGAUGAUAUGGUUGCACGUGGUUAUCAACCUGAUGUUCGUACUUACAGUACGAUAAUAAACGGAAUGUGUAAAUUUGGGAAAACAAAUGUGGCUAUUGGGCUACUAAAGGGAAUGGCUGAUAGAGGUUGUGAGCCAAUUGUUGUGACAUACAAUGCAAUCAUUGACGCACUUUGCAAGGAUGAGCUAGUUGGUGAGGCUUUAGAGCUCUUCUCUCAAAUGAGGAAUAAGGGCAUUUCACCUGAUGUCAUCACUUACACUGGUUUAAUUCACGGUGUUUGCAAAUUAGGCCAAAAGAACCAAGCUUUGGCCUUGAUGAAUGAAAUGGUGGAGCAGAACAUAUCACCUGAUGUUUAUACCUUCAAUGUAUUGAUUGACGCUCUUUGUAAGGAUGGAAUGGUUUCAGAGGCUCAAAAUACAUUCAAUAUAAUGAUUCAAAGAGGUGUAGAGCCUAAUGUGGUCACCUACACUUCCUUAAUUGAUGGUCUUUGCAUUUCAGACCAUUUCAAGGAAGCUUUGGCCUUGUUGAAAGAAAUGGGGGGGAGGAACAUAUCCCCUAAUGUUUUUACCUUCAAUAUAUUGAUCGACACUCUUUGUAAGAAAGGACUGGUUUCAAAUGCACAGAAUACAAUCAAAAUAAUGAUUCAAAGAGGUGUGGAACCUGAUGUUGUCACUUAUAAUUCAUUGAUGGAUGGAUAUUGUCUGCGCAAGCAAAUUGAUAAGGCUAGAAAGGUAUUUGAUCUGAUGAUGACCAAUGAAAUAGCUGACAUUUUGAGCUACAACAUUUUGAUCAAUGGAUAUUGUAAGUGCAAAAUGAUAGAUGAUGCAAAGCAGAUUUUUGAUGAAAUGUCUCAUAAAGGUUUAGUUCCUAAUGCUGUUACUUAUCAUACUCUUAUAAAGGGUAUGUUUCAAGCAGGGAGGCCCCAAAAUGCAAAAGAGCUCUUUAAGGAUAUGUGCUCUUAUGGUAAACAACCAAAUAUAGUAACCUUCUCAAUUAUGAUUGAUGGCUUGUGUAGACAGGGGAAUCUCGAUGAAGCACUCACCCUAUUGAAAGAAAUGGAGGAAAGUCAGUUGAAGCCCGAUCUUGUGACCUAUUGCAUUCUGAUCAAUGGUAUGUGCAAAGUUGGAAAGAUUAAUGAUGCCAAGGAACUUUUUUCUAGUCUUUUUGAAAUUGGUUUACAACCUGAUGUUUAUGUAUAUAAUGCAAUUAUGAAAGGACUCUGCCAACAAGGAUUAAUGGACGAAGCGUAUAAGGUAUUUAGAGAAAUGGAAAAGGAAGGAUGUUUACUGAAUAAUUGUUGUUAUAAUAUCAUCAUUCAAGGGUUUCUCAAGCAUGAGGAUUUACCAAAAGCAUCAGAACUAAUCAACGAAAUGGUUGAUAAGGGGUUCUCUGCUGAUGAUGCUACCACAGAAUUGGUAGUACAUUUAUCGCGGAAUAAUGAUCUCAUUCUGAGGCUUUUAAAGGUGCGCAAUAAGGGAUCAGCAAAUUAAAGUUGUUAUAUCUUGACCAUUCAAGUGUAUCUUGGAGCGCAACUUGGUAAUUACCUUUUUCAAAUAUAAUAGAUAUGUAAUUUAACUAACUUCUUCAAAUAUCAUUUUUAAUUUCAAUCAGCUGUGAUUCUCUUCCACAAAAUGAAAAUUUCUAACACCGCAAAUGACCUGUGGUGGAAACCA
Manihot esculenta (cassava) is the source of this 2280-nucleotide messenger RNA. Its product is annotated as pentatricopeptide repeat-containing protein At1g63330-like. The record is from RefSeq and is a predicted model, not a curated record. The transcript has 5 exons. NCBI's taxonomy places the organism in Eukaryota, Viridiplantae, Streptophyta, Magnoliopsida, Malpighiales, Euphorbiaceae. Gene Ontology annotation, molecular function: protein binding. Bases 1 to 2097 code for a protein of 698 amino acids.